Peromyscus maniculatus bairdii (prairie deer mouse) is the source of this 4730-nucleotide messenger RNA. NCBI's taxonomy places the organism in Eukaryota, Metazoa, Chordata, Mammalia, Rodentia, Cricetidae. The record is from RefSeq and is a predicted model, not a curated record.
GCAGAACACUGCAUAAUAAAUCUUAAAAUUAAAAAAAAAAACUUUCCAGUCUGUCAUCUGUCUGUCUGUCUGUCUGUCUACCUACCUAGCAUCUAUCUCUCUACCUAUGGAUUGUAGAAAAUGUAUCAGACACAAAUGCCCAUUUUCUACUUUGAUGAUAUUUGUCUUUCAGCCUAACCCCUUUUUCCAUUUCUGAAGCACCCAGGAAUACCAGACUGUGUAAACAGAAAGAACCUGGUGGUGAGCCCUCUCUUGCCUACACUCUCUCUUUAACCCAAUGCUUGGACAAGCUCUGGGGUGAAAGGUCCCAAGCAGGCCUGUUCUUAAAGGUGCUGCUUAGUUCCUCUUCAGUGGGAGCAUUUCUGGACCUGUGAGAUCUGAUUGCAUCUGCGAGGGGGAUCAUCUGCACUUUGCAUCGCAGAAACCCAAAGGAUGCAAUAGUAAGAGAAGCAGACCGUUGCUGGAGCUUGGAAGCAAUCCCAGCAUCUGUCACCAAAGUUCCCAGGUUCGGGUUCACUUCACUUUCCUGCGCACAGAAAGCUUGGUUUAUGCACCUGCAGCAGGUAUCUUAGCAACAGCUGUGAAGGGAAUGCGCCCCUGGAAACUCUCCUGGCUUUGUCUAGUGGGCUGAGGGCGGGGGUGGGGGGUGGAGAGGCUGUGAAUGUGGCCCCAGCACAAAGUCGGAAACUCACUGAAAAUAUCAUGAGUUUUUGUUGUUGUUGUAACUCACUGUGGGGGUCCUGAGCAUGAGAAACUUGCAGAUGAGAACUUGGUGUCGUAGUGUCAAAAGAGUGGACACACACGAUACUUAGAGGAGAGUAAAACAGAAUGUUCUCUCUAGCAUGUUUCGUACAAAGGCACGUGGAUUUUAAAGAGGAAGUCACUUCUAGCUAGUAGUAGUUUUGUUUCUGUUGUCUUCAUUAUUUUUCCUUAGAAAAGGCCUCAUGUAGCCAACCCUAAUCUUAAACUCACUAUGUAGCCAGAGAUGACCUUGAUCCUUCUGCCUCUGUUCCCGACUUGUGGGGAUUGUAGGCAGUAGAAGAUUAAUUUAUUUUAGUAUGUGUGAGGUGCCUCAAGAUGAACCUAAGGCCUACCCUAAGGAGAUGAACAUGCUAGGCAAGUGCCCUACCGCUGAGCUAUGUCCACUUGCGCUUUUGAAACUGAGUCUCAAGUAGCCCAAGCUGGCCUCAGAUUGACUAUGUAUCCAAGGGUGACCUUGAACUUCUGAUUCUCCACCCUCCAUGUCUCAAGUGCUAGGAUUAUAGGCCUGUGCCACCAGGCUCUGUAUGCCAUAUUAAGGGUGAACCCAGGGUCUUUUGCAUGCUAGGCAAGCCCUUUACAGAUUGAGUUCCAUCCCCAAUCUAUUUACCAUCAAUGGUUAUCUUUGGUGCACCAAACUCCAUACAACAAAUCGGUCAUUGGCUGGCUGAUACCCAGUCUGUAACUAUAGCAACAGACAUGGUUUAUCUACCCAUGUGCUGCAAAUGAUGCUGUACUUCCUACCACGGCUGCCCAACCGAUAUGGAAGUAUGCUUUUAAAAAUGUGAACUGCUGGAUAGCAUGUCUGACCUCUGCGACAGCUCGUCACUGAGGGACCGUGAUGCAAACCUUUGUCUUCUGUGGUUUCUACCAUCGCACAUGCCAUGUUAGCAGAGUCUGGGCCCAUCAUCCAGUCAGACUUAGACUGUUCUCUGUUCACUAGUUCCAAAUGAUUCAUAGCAGAUUUACCACCUACACUGUUUUUGACCUUCAAUUCAGGUGAUGUCUUCCCAGUGCAAAUGAGUCCCAUAGCCCAGUGUCGGUUCGUACCCUUGGCUGAAGUCCUUUGCUGCGUUAUAGCCGAUAUGAACGCCGCUCAGGUGGCUGUAACACAGGAAUCACUCUUGGAGCACUUGAAGAAACAUUACCCAGGUAUUGCGGUUCCUUCCCCAGACAUUCUCUACAGCACACUAGGGACUCUAAUUCAAGGGAGGAAGAUUUACCACACGGGAGAGGGCUACUUCAUAGUUACACCAAACACUUACUUCAUCACAAAUACACCCAUGCAGGAAAAUCAGAGAGCCCUCCUGCCAGAAGAAGGGUGCCCAAUGCCCACUUCUGUGACCUAUCUGGUGAGUGUGGAUUGCUGUGCGGAGCUGGCCCAGGAAAACGAGGCUCCUGUUUCCCACUGUCCAUCAUGUCAGUGUUUCCUUGAUACAAGCGUGCAGGACUCUAAGGACCCACUGACUGGGGCAGAAGUGUCUAGGAAAAACCAGGACGGUCUUGAGGAACCCACACCUUUGUCUAAGAACCAGGUAGCUGCAGCAUCUGAAGACGCCCACGUCUGCGUGAGCCCCAAACCGUUACCAGACACCAAAGACAAAGGCAAAAAAUUUGGUUUUGGUUUCUUGUGGCGAAGCUUAUCUAGACGAGAGAAGCCCAGAACAGAGUACUGCAGUUUCUCUGCACAGUUCCCACCCGAAGAGUGGCCUGUCCGGGAUGAAGAAAGCUCCAACAACAUCCCGCGAGAUGUGGAACAUGCGAUAAUCAGGAGCAUUAACCCUGUGCUGACCGUUGACAACUUAAUCAAACACACGGUCCUAAUGCAAAAAUAUGAAGAACAGAAGAAAUACAAUAGUCAGGGCACUUCCACGGAUGCGCUGACCACCAGGCGUCAGUAUUCUUCUAAAGAAGGAAUUCGGAAAAGGCAGGGCCGCUUUGCCAAGCCUCACCGGCGGCGGGGCUGUUCUCACAGGGGUAGACACCAAGCGUGGAGCCAGGGGAGUGAGCUGGAGCCAGGAAGCAUUGGACUGUCUGAAAAGCACCCCAAGGUCCCCGCAGCCCAGCCUGCUCCCAGAAUGAAAAGCCGCAGUGAAGAAAUGCAGCAGUUACGUGGUGGGGUGCCAGCUGUGCAAGGUCCCCACUUGAUUUACAAGAAGCAGAUCAGCAAUCCUUUCCAGGGCAUGUAUCUCAGAGGGCCCCCAGUAUCCAAAGGGCACAAUGUGCAGAAGAGCCAUGAUCUGAAACCCGGUCCCGUCGGGCCAGAAGAAAAGCCUUUCCAGAGGGCAAGGUCUUCACGUCCUUUGGGAGUCUUUGAUGGUGGAGGCCAGAAGCCAUAUUUGGAUCAAUGCCACGAUAAACUGGAAGCAGAAACCGUGCUUUCGAUGAAGGCUCCAGGCCAUCCUGUCAGGGACGUCAGAGGUGGCCCAGGAAAUUACCCUCCGGGUAAUGUUUUGCCAAGCCACCCUCGGGGCUGUUCUUUCAGGGAAAGUGUGUUGAGAGGUGAUGUGCAUAAUGAAAAAAACAAGAUCUUGAGGAAAAGUUAUUCCGACUGUGACAUGUUCUUGGGGACCAAAGAAAUGCAUCAGGUCUUGCCCUCACAAAGUCCCCCCUCUUUAGACCCAGUACCCUGUGUGUGUACAUCAGUGAAUAAGACGGUACACCAGUUCCAGAACCUGGGCCUCUUAGAUUGCCCAGUUGGAGCAAACCAUUUGAGGACACACGAAAGACAAGGUGAUUCCCAAGAUCUCUCUAGGAAGACAUUUGUCCCAGAGGCAGAGACUGAGAAUGUGGAAAAUGAGGGGCCCUCCGACAGUGAGCAGGGCGAGGCAGCCGUGACCCAGAGUGAGGCCGGGGUGGAUGACGGGGCCUGCAGUUCACUGUAUCUAGAGGAUGACGACUUCUCUGAGACUGAUCAUGACUCCUGUCACACACUGCCCGGACACACUCAGUAUUCCUUUGCAGGGGGAGGCAGGCCGAAGCAAUGGCAGGGAAGGCCAAUGGUGACUGGGAGACUUCUGACAGGAUGUAACAGCAAAACUGAUAGGUUUGAGCCCCUGGCGCUUGAAAGGAAACACGGGUACAAGGCCACUGGGUCGUCUGCAAAUUCAGGGGAAGGUCCAAACCCUGAUCUCACAGACAACCCUGGCCUAUAUUCAGGGACUAUAUUUGGUUUCCACUACGAAGGAGAGCCCACGGCUGCCUGCGUCCAGGCCUCAGCAGCAGCUGGGGGAAGUUCACUUGAAUUCUCUACUGCGAGGAAAACCAGUUGUGGGGCUGAGAUCCUGCGAGAUUCUCCUGGUGACGCAGGAAAGAAUUCAACUAGCUGGAGACGGAGCCUGGCAAAUCAGGAAAUGGAAAAACAUUUCGCAGACGAAUCACGACUUUUCGACCCCUCCCAUGUGCCGGCGUUGGCUCAGGAGUCCCAGCGACAGCAUAGUCGCCUGGAAAGGACAGAGAGCUACAGCGUGACAGGAGACAGCGGGAUCGAUUCCCCAAGGACACAGAGCCUGGCGUCUAAUAAUUCAGCUGUUUGGAAUGGAGUUAAAAGAAGACAGGCUUUUCUGCGGAACGGCGAGGACAUGAAGAAGGGCCACCAAACAUCCAGCUCUUUGCUCCAACUGACCCCAGUCAUAAACGUCUAACUUCGGGAUGAGGUUUUACAAUGUAGUUGACACUGGCCUGGAUCUCAACGGGUAAUCCCCCUGCCUUAGCCUCUGGAGUGCUGGGAUUACAGGCAUAAAUUACCAUGUCAGGAUAAAAAUUUUAACUGACUUUGGCGAACUCUUUAAAAAAUUGGAUCUGCAAGGAUCCUGUGAAGCUGAGCAUACAUGCUAUUAUUAACCCCACCAUACUGUGUUCUAAUUACUUUCUUCCUUUUUACCAUUUUUAAAGCAGUUUUCAGUGCCUUUUACUAGAAAUCUGUUGCAGUUUUCAAUAAAGGAAACAUGAAAUUGUUGGUCAUUUUCUAA